Molecule: messenger RNA, 543 nt
Organism: Rodentolepis nana
Lineage: Eukaryota; Metazoa; Platyhelminthes; Cestoda; Cyclophyllidea; Hymenolepididae
Source: the annotation of a GenBank genome assembly
AUGAAUCGACCGUCAAGACCUUCACUUGAAGAGGAGCUUCAGAACAUCUGCGAUCAAAUUUUUGAAAAUUUCUGUAAUAAAUAUGGUGACAAAUCGACUUGGGAGGAGCUAGACCCUUCUAAAACGUACGUCCCCUCCUUCUAUUUACGUGGUCAUCGACAUAUUCACUCCAAGAAGUCGAUAAAAUCCAGUGCUGUAAAACGCCUGGAUUUCACAAUUUGCAGACCCAAUACCAAAUACCCUUCCGGUGAUUUCCAGACUAAUCAACCAAAGCUAUCUACUUCGAUUAAGGAGUCGGUUUCAACUUUAAAACAACUGAAUUUCCCAAUCAAAAAGUCUACCUACCCACCAGCAGGAGAUAGUACAAAGGGAGAUGUUCCCGGUCCCAGCUCAACUGGAGUCAAAUUUGAGAAAGAAAAUGUCACCAACCAGUCUAGAUCUUCGAUUAAGGAUAUUAGUGCAGAAAAUGUUGAGCAGAUAUCGACAAAAUCUCGAUUUCCAUUGAAUGAAAACUCACCAGGUGUAUGGUACCCCAUUUUGUAA